Molecule: messenger RNA, 6067 nt
Organism: Leguminivora glycinivorella
Lineage: Eukaryota; Metazoa; Arthropoda; Insecta; Lepidoptera; Tortricidae
Gene: ndl
Product: serine protease nudel
Exons: 25
Coding region: 1-5874 (1957 amino acids)
Biological process (GO): proteolysis
Cellular component (GO): membrane
Molecular function (GO): protein binding; serine-type endopeptidase activity
Source: RefSeq, a predicted model, not a curated record
AUGUCAAACGACGUUUUAAAGUCGGAAAGAGCUUUCGAGCAGUUAGGACUGCCGCCGAUGGAAUUAGCGGAGUCAAUAGCAAUCCGUCGAGAUGCAAACUCAGUGCAGAAAUAUGUUUGCUCAUUCAUAAUAAAACUAUUUUGUUUGAUGUUACUAGUUUUAUUUGCGGUAGGCGCUUACAUAAUCAUAGUCCGGGUGUUUCAAAGUACAGAAAACCACCGCAACACAGAGAUUGUCAUCGUAUCUAACCAAAAAACUACGAAUAUCACUGUCGAACAAAAUGAUGUUGAAAUUUAUAUUAGUUUAAAAAAUAAAACGAAAUACCCCAGUGUAAAGCGAAAAAGAAGAAGUCCUACAAAUUACAAAGAAUUCAGUAACAUAAAUGAAUUUGACGAAACUUCUUUUAAGAAAGCUAAAGACAUAAUUUUAAACCAAGACACUCUAUGUAACAAAGACAAUCAAAACGAGAUCUGCAAGGACCUAGUUUUGAAAUUACAAACUAUACGUAAAGAGAACGAAGACUUAGAUAAAUUACAAGCCAAUGAUGAUAUUAAGGAAAUCACGAAGCGUGAAACUCGUCCUACCACAUCAAAUCAUUAUAAGCCAAGAUCAACAGCCAGUAUUGGUGCGGAAAUGAGAGCGUUUGGAGAUGUACCACACGGGCUUGUUCUUCCUGCUCCAACUUCUCUUCCUUAUUCACAAUCUCACCAAAAUCUUGCGCCGGCGCCAAUACCGUUGUUUUCAAAUCUGCUGAAAAAUCAUCCUCCACACAUUGAAGGCUACCAGAUCACACCGCAACAUUCUCCACUUGACAACGCGCAUCAUCAUAAAUCCAGUGUUAUUCAACCACCAUAUUCAGAAGCCCUGGAUUCGAAAUCAGGCGCGGAACGAGAUAAUUGGCACCCACAAGAUCUAGAUAUAUGGAGAAAUUUCAUGGAACCUCGUCCCAAUGUACCAAAUCCGUCAAUUACUUCAUCUCGAGAAAAUAAUUGUCCUGCUGGGUCCAUGGGAUGCGCUAGUGGUGAAACCUGUGUGCCUGAAAAACAUUGGUGCGACGGGAAAGUACAUUGCGAGGACGCCAGCGAUGAGAUGCAAUGCAGUUGCAAGUCUAGAGUCGACGCUUCUAGACUGUGUGAUGGAUAUUUUGACUGCCCGUUUGGAGAAGAUGAAAUGGGAUGUGACGGGUGCAGCGAAGAUUCAUUUAGCUGUGGCGACAACAAUUUUGAAAGUGUUGCCACUUGUUUUACCAAAGAGCAAAGAUGCAACAACGUAAGGAACUGUCCCAAUCACAAAGAUGAAAUUGAAUGUAAUUUAUUAUCCCCAAGUCUACAUGACAAACCUUUAUUUGCAGUAUCAAACACUGAAGGAUUUCUAAUGAGGAACUAUAAAGGAGAUUGGUACGCGGUGUGCAGAAACCCGUACGGUUUAGCUCAUGACGCCUGCCGUCGGGAAACUGGUCUAAUAAUAAGGCCUCCAUUUAUACAAGUACUCCAAGUAGAUCCAUUAUCAAGGGUUAACUAUUUGAACAUAGGCCAAGGUGGGUUAAUGCAUAUAAGUGGUACAUGCAUGAAUUCCUCGGCGGUAUAUGUGACUUGCCCAGAUCUUUUAUGUGGCACGAGGGUGUUGACUUCGUCCCAAUUACUAAGAGAGGACUUGUCUACAGAAAACAGACUAUUCGGUCGUAACAAAAGAUUGUCAUCAGUAAAAAAUUGCCCAUACCAUUCCGUUUUCUACGGUAAUCGUGUGAAAAGGCAUGAUGAAAGUCUAAAAUCAAGUUUAAAGCAUUUCAAUUCUUUGUAUGAGUUCGCUCAAGUGAGCAAUAUGAGCAAGGAGGGUAUUAGGUACAAACGGACACAAAGUAGAGUAGUUGGUGGGAGAGCUAGCCAACCUACUGCUUGGCCGUGGAUGGUGGCUAUGUACAGAGACGGCAUGUUCCAUUGCGGAGGAGUAGUUAUAACGCAAAGUUGGGUCAUGUCAGCAGCCCAUUGUGUCCACAAAUUUUGGGAGCACUACUACGAAAUAGAAGUCGGAAUGCUUCGCCGCUUCUCAUUUUCUCCCCAGGAGCAGAACCAUCGCGUCAGUCACAUAAUCGUGAAUCACAAAUACGACCGAGUUGACAUGAAGAACGACUUGUCAUUGCUGAAGGUGGAGCCGGCUAUGUUGUUCAGCCGGUGGGUUCGUCCGAUUUGUUUGCCGGGGCCGGAGACGGCGGGGCCAGAGUGGCUGUGGGGACCGCCGCCGAAGACACUUUGUACGGCGGUGGGAUGGGGAGCAACGGUUGAACAUGGGCCCGAUCCUGAUCAUAUGCGAGAAGUAGAAGUGCCUAUAUGGGAGAAAUGCAAACAUCGCGAGGAUAGAGCUGGCAAAGAAAUAUGUGCGGGACUUAGUGAAGGAGGCAAAGAUGCUUGUCAGGGCGAUAGCGGGGGACCACUUCUGUGCAGAAACCCUCAGAAUUCGCAACAAUGGUACAUCGCCGGGAUCGUAAGUCACGGAGAUGGCUGUGCUCGUAAAGACGAGCCCGGGGUUUAUACUCGGGUCAGUCUGUUUGUGGAAUGGAUUCGAUUUCAUAUUUUUUCCAAAACACUUCCUAAAAUUCAACCUAAAGCAGAAUGUCCGGGCUUCAAAUGUGUAACUGGAAUAUUUAAAUGUCUGCCAAAUAAACGAGUGUGUGAUAAAAUUGUUGACUGCCUAGGAGGAGAAGAUGAAGCCAAUUGUGCCUCUAUGAGAUCUGCAGAUAAUAUAAAGGAAAUAAAUGAUUUUACUGUACACAGCGAUGUGAAAAAUAAUGAAACCAAAAAAAGCGAAAAUUUACGAAUCGAAACUCAAACAGAUUUGAAUACCAUGCCACAAAAGGAUCAUGAUUUUACCAAAGAUCUGCCUUUUGCGUCGACUAUUGAAGUACCUAAAAGUUCAGAAUCUGAUAGCAACGAGGAUGAUUCUCAUGAGAACACGACAGAAGAUCCUAUUAGCACACCUCGCAAUACCAACGGUGAAGUAAGUCGUGGUGAUACUACGUCAGCAUCUCAAGAACAUGUAAUAAGAUCAGUUGAUAAUGACGAUGUGAUUGAAAUAAAAAGCCAAUUUAGAGAUUCUGAUAUACCAGAAGAUUUACCUUUUACAAAUACACCUACUGAAAUAGAAUCUUCUACUAGUAUUUCAACUUUUGCAAUAGAAGAUGAAUUUAAUACAAAUAAAGAAACAACACUUGCAUCACUUAUCGAAAACAAAGAGUUACCUGACGUACCUACUACGGACAAAACGGUAGACAUAAGUACUUCUACUGAGUCAACUACUGUUAUAAAAAAUGAUGACCAGAUAGGGGUUGAAUCUAAAUCACUAGACGUCGUAAUCCUUAAUCCGGCUACAAAUUCUGUAGAAAAUAAUACUCUUAUUAAAUCAGAUCUAAAUAUACCAAAAGACGAACAAGAUACCAAUGAUUCUACAUCACGUCCAACCAGUAAUACUGAAUCGCCUGGAAGAGAACUUCCUGAUGCUAUAGUAGACAAAAUAGGAGACAUUAUUGCGUCUGAAUUUCAUGCAAUGAAAAUAAAGAAAAAGCUGGUAACUCCAAAGGAAUAUAAAUGUCGUAGUAUUUCACAGCAUAUUCCAUACCGUCAACGUUGUGAUCAUAAAGCUGACUGCGAAGAUGGAACUGAUGAACUAGAAUGUUCCUGUGUUGAUUAUCUACGCGCAUUAGACGAUAAAUUAAUAUGUGAUGGAGUUUAUGACUGUUUAGACGGAGCAGACGAAAUAGAUUGCUACGGGUGCAAUAAGGAUCAUUUUCUGUGUCACCAUAGUACAAUUUGUCUUCCUUCAAAAUACGUCUGCGAUGGGAAACCACAGUGCCCAUUUGGAGAAGACGAACAAAAUUGCUAUACGCUAUCGAAUGGUCAGAACGUAGUAUUCGAUUUUGACGGAAGCCCUGUGAUCAAUCUCGAAGGAUAUCUAACAAGAAAACAAAGAAACGAUUGGCAUAUUUUGUGCGAAGACCAUUUAUCAAUAGAACAACAGGAACUCGAAGCAAACCACGCUUGCCGAUAUUUAGGCUUCAGCUCCGCUAAUAGAUACCAGCCGAAAUAUAUUAACAUAAAAGAACAUGAGAAACUGCGAUCAACGAUAAACGAAAGGACAAAACGUAAUUCUAUUGAAAAAGCGCCUAUCCAAUUUAUGUACCGACAAAGUGACGUUGAUAAUGAAACAGCUAGGCAUCUAGUUAUCAAAGAACCUCAAGUUAUAAAAGAGCAAUGUGUACCCAACAUAACAAAACUGUGUAUGUCACUGUACGUUUUUUGUGAAUCUUCGUUGGUCGAUAACCUUGUUGACAACUCUCAAGAACUUCAAUUGGUCCGAUCAGCCAAUCCAGUCGCUAAACAAAUGUGGCCCUGGAUAGCAAAAGUUUAUGCAGAAGGGAACUACAAGUGUACGGGAAUUUUACUGGAUCUAUCGUGGGUAUUAGUAAGCCACUCGUGUUUGUGGGAUUCAAUGUUAGGACAUCACUACGUCACAGCUGUAUUGGGGUCACCCAGAACUUUAAGGUCAAGUCUUGGUCCCUAUGAACAAGUUCACAAAAUCGACGGAAAAGUGGAAUUAUAUCACAUUCGAUCAACACUCCUUCAUUUGGCCGAACCAGCCAAAUACUCAAGCUUGGUGAAACCUAUGACACUUCCAUCAGUAAAUGAAUUUGAAGAAGACGGAAAACACUCAGUAUGCGUCGCCGUAGGGCAGGAUAAUAGUAACAAUACUGUUAGUGUAUUUCUAAAAGAGACGAAUAAAAACUGCUCAGCUCAGUAUAGGUGUUUUGUUCGUGAUAUUAAAAUGGAAAUUUGUCCGGAAGGUAUGGCAGUUCGCCGCCAAUGGGCGGGCCUCAUAAGUUGUCAUUCGGAACACGGAUGGCAACCUGCAGCAACAUUUGUAGACGACCGAGGCGAAUGCGGACUGGGAGACAGAAUUUUAGCUAGCGAUUUACAAAACCUGAGACACGAACUAAAAGUUAACUUUGCAAAAUUCAACGCAACUGGGGCAAUGACCGAAGACUGUCACGGACACCGCUGUAGCCGCGGACAGUGCAUAGACUUGAAGCAAGUGUGCGACGGGGUGAAAGACUGUGCGGACGCGGCGGACGAGUCUGUGUCGGCGUGCGAGAGGAAACAGCGGGUUUGCAGAAAUGACCCGUAUCUUGGGGGUUGCGAGUGCAAAACCGGCGAACUAAAAUGCAACAACGGCCGCUGCGUAUCCAAAGAGUUGUUUAAAGAUGGCGAGGACAACUGCGGAGAUGGUACCGACGAGCCGGGCCAGACCAUCUGCUCCGACUAUCUCUCGAUGGUGAUGCCAUCGCGGCUCUGCGACGGCAUCCUACACUGUCACGACAGGAGCGAUGAGGACCCUAAGUUCUGUAAAUGUCAUUCAAAGGAGAAUCACAGAUGCGGAGCAAGUUCAAACGGCAAAGUAGAGUAUUGCGUGGCGCAUGAUAUGGUGUGUGACGGAGUCAGAGACUGUCCCAACGGAGAAGAUGAGAUGUCCUGUCUCGGUCUAACUGCCCAGGCUUUUGCUCCGAAGGGAACAGGGAUAGUGACAGUCCUGUCACACGGCGUCUGGCACGCGAAAUGCUACGACAAACCCACUCACUCUCGACUAGAACUCGAAAACAUCUGCAGAGAACUGAACUACUUCAGUGGUCACGCGAAACAACUGAAAACGCCAGAGAACCACGAAUACAACUUACAUACGAACAUCGUUUUAGAACCUUUCAACGAACUUGUACUUAAUAAUAUGACUAAAAUCAAGAUGAGGAGUACUGACACACCUAUUGCUAGAGCUAUAAUGGAAAAUCUGGGCAACAAGAAAUGUUAUUUACUCAAUAUAGAAUGUCGUUAAAGUAGCGAAAACUUUAGGAUGAUAGGUUAGCAACACAAAAUGAUACCUCUUGGUAGCUUUCGCUGAAUCUUUAUGUCUUGAAUAGCUUUUAAUUGCCCAUAAUUAUUCGCUUAUUUAUUUUAUUUAUUAUAUUUUUACGCGUAAUUAUAAAUAGUUAUGAUAGAAUUAUGAGAUAUCCAGUUUUUAGUUUAAU